This is a messenger RNA of Thamnophis elegans (Western terrestrial garter snake), 2198 nucleotides long. RefSeq names its product cyclin E2 (gene CCNE2). The transcript is spliced from 12 exons. Gene Ontology annotation, cellular component: cytoplasm; cyclin E2-CDK2 complex; cyclin E1-CDK2 complex. The record is from RefSeq and is a predicted model, not a curated record. Gene Ontology annotation, molecular function: cyclin-dependent protein serine/threonine kinase regulator activity. Lineage: Eukaryota; Metazoa; Chordata; Lepidosauria; Squamata; Natricidae. The coding region runs from base 76 to 1266 and encodes 396 amino acids. Gene Ontology annotation, biological process: regulation of cyclin-dependent protein serine/threonine kinase activity; G1/S transition of mitotic cell cycle.
CCGGCGCCAGCUGAGAACAGUUCAGUUUCUGCGCGGCUGAAGCAACUGAGGAAAUAAUCUGGAAUUUCCAAUAAGAUGUCCAGACGAAGUAGCCGUUUGCAAGCUAAACUGCAUCAGCCAUGCCAGGACACAUCUCCAGAAGAGCUGCAAGUCCCAUUGUCACUUCAGAACAGAAAAAGGAAAUCAAUGCAGGAUUCCAAGAUAGAUGAAGAAAAUGUGGGAUAUCAAUAUGAAAUUAAGAGCUGUUGGCCAUCCACAAUAUCAGGCGGUGUAUCUCCUUGCAUAAUAAUAGAAACUCCACACAAAGAAAGUACAACCACAGACUUUUCCAGAUUCAAAAAAUACAGAUUUAGAAAUCUCUUCAUAAAUCCAUCACCUUUACCAGAUCUUAGUUGGGGAAGUUCUAGAGAUAUUUGGUUCAACAUUCUCAAAAAAGAAAACAAAUAUUCUCACUGCAAGCAUUUCACGUCGCUACACUCAAAUCUACAGCCACAUAUGAGAUCGGUCCUGCUGGAUUGGCUUCUAGAGGUUUGUGAAGUAUACACACUUCAUAGGGAAACAUUCUAUUUGGCCCAAGACUUUUUUGAUAGAUUCAUGUUGACUCAGAAGGACAUAAAUAAAACCAUGCUUCAACUUAUAGGAAUUACAACCCUGUUCAUUGCUUCCAAGCUUGAGGAGAUAUAUGCUCCUAAACUGCAGGAGUUUGCCUAUGUUACUGAUGGUGCUUGCAGUGAAGAUGACAUUAUAAGGAUGGAACUAAUUAUACUAAAGGCUCUUAAGUGGGAGUUGUGCCCAGUGACGAUAAUCUCCUGGCUGAACCUUUAUCUUCAAGUGGAUGCAGUGAAGGAUGCUCCCAAAGUGCUGCUACCUCAAUAUUCUCAGGACAAAUUUAUUGAAAUAGCACAGCUUUUAGAUCUCUGUAUUCUAGAUGUCAAUUCUCUGGAUUUCCAGUAUAGGAUAUUAGCAGCUGCUGCCCUCUGCUAUCAUACCUCAGAACUAGUAGUAAAGAAGGCUUCAGGAUUGGAUUGGGCUAAUAUUGCAGUAUGUGUAGAGUGGAUGGAGCCAUUUUUCAAAGUAGCAAAAAAAAUACCAGUGAAAUUGAAAAAUUUCAAGAAGAUUGCGGUGGAAGAUAGACAUAACAUACAAACCCAUACAAACUAUUUGGAUAUGUUGGAUGAAAUUAACUAUGAAGUAGCAGUACCCAAUCAGCUAUCACCGAUAUCUACGGGAGGAAUAAUAACUCCUCCAAAGAGCUCUGAAAAGUGAAAAUGCUGUAUGUGUGAAGACUGGGAUCUUUGUUAAGACUGAAUAUACACACAGUUGUUACACUUGAUGUGGCUGACAAGACUAUCAAGAUGCAACUGAAGGACGUUUCUCAUGCAGCUGGCCUGGAUCUUUUACAUUUGAAGCCCAAUGAGGCCUAGAGAAAUGGAUUUCUUCUGAUUAACAAAAUUCAUAAUUAACUAUGGAUUUUUAACUUAAAAACUUUUCUUAAGCAACUUUUAAUUUUUUUAACAGAUGCAAAUGAAUUUGUCAAAUUUAGUUAUUUGUGAAUUUAAUAGUCCUUUUUUGCCAAUUGUUUAUUGGUGUAUGCUGGUUUUGCAUAGGAUAAAAUAUUAUUCUGACCUGUGGUGAUAAAACAUUGAGUGAGGCAGUCUGAAUGAAAGGACUACAAAGUGAGUCACUUUUCAGCUUGCACAUCAGUGCAGCCACAAAGUAAAAGCCUUUAUAUUAACAUUUUUAACCUAAGGUUACUAAGCAAUGUUCCUACUGCCAAACACUUAUUAGUGUAACUAAGGAAUGAUAACAAAUUGCCUUAAUGUAAGUAGGGAAUGCAAAGACUGAAAAACUUUACUUUUAGAGGUAAAGAAGCAGUUUAAGAAUUUUCCACUUAAACUGGAACAUCUUCAGUGAACAGCUGUCGUAUCCUACCUCUUUUCUCAUGAAGUGCUACUAUAUAUUCUAUAAACCAGCUGUCUACAAUGCAAGAGAAACAAAGACUGGAUUGCAGAAAGGACAGCUUGGAUGCAAAGGAGAGCUACACUCUGAAUAGUAGGCCAUUUUUCGUUACAACUUACAUCUAUUUUUUCACAUGCAAUACACAGCUAAUCUAAUUCUGUAUAGGUGCAAAAAUGAGGGAUUUUAUGUUUUAUAAAUAGGACAAUACCACACAGUAUGUUUAUAAAUAUGUAUUAUAA